UAAAAUUUUGAGUCACAGGAGUGAAGAUUUGGCGUUCAAUGAUUGGUCAAACUCUGUCACAUGAUCACUAUCACCUGAUUUAUGUUUUAAAAACAUGGCGACGAAGCCGGGAAACCCGGACAGAGGUUGGAAUGAUCCGCCGAUGUUUUCAUAUUCAAUAGAAAACAAUGCUCAGAAAUCGCCAAGAAGAAAUAUAUUGAACAAACGAGUUGGGCACAAUUUGACAACUCCCGCGGAGAAGUCAACUGGAUUACCUGCUGCAGUUGGUUUAAGUACUAAUCCAACUAUGCCUCCACCAUCACUCCCUCUUUCAUCACAACCAUCAAUACAACCAUCAGUACAACCAUCAGUACAACCAUCAUCAGCUGAGAUCACUGAAACAGAAUGUGAUUCAAGUAAUCAAACAGAGACAUCCAAUUUACAAGAAGACUGUUUAAUCAAAUUUAGAGAAGUAUUAUCAAAGUGUCAAGAAUUUAUAAAGUCCAAAGUGGCCGAUGAUAUUAAUAAAAAACUGAAUAUAUUAUCUGAUAUGUGGAAGCAGAGUAUUUUAUCACCUGAAGUGCAAAAUAAAACAUACCAGUUAUCACAAGCAUUAUCAAGAAGUGAAUACGACAAAGCCAAUGAUAUUCAUAUAGCAAUGAUGGUUGAUCACGUGUCUGAGGUUAGUCAGUGGAUUGUUGGAGUUAAGAGGUUAAUACAAGAAGCUAAAAAAAUACUGCCAUUACCACCCCAAGAAUCUGAAGAAGCUCACAAAGACAAAAAUGUGAAAUUAACAGAAGGAUGA
Messenger RNA from Saccoglossus kowalevskii, 784 nucleotides. Its product is annotated as steroid receptor RNA activator 1-like. Gene Ontology annotation, cellular component: nucleus. Gene Ontology annotation, biological process: regulation of transcription by RNA polymerase II. The record is from RefSeq and is a predicted model, not a curated record. Lineage: Eukaryota; Metazoa; Hemichordata; Enteropneusta; Harrimaniidae.